This is a messenger RNA of Durusdinium trenchii, 2400 nucleotides long. Lineage: Eukaryota; Dinophyceae; Suessiales; Symbiodiniaceae. The record is from the annotation of a GenBank genome assembly.
GUUCUCAGAUGUGUUUUUUGUUUUUUUAAAUCACUCCUUUGAACGCUUUACUGCUUGGCUGUCUCUGCCAACAAUGAUUCUUUCACAGAAGAGGAACGGCUCAGCUCUCCAGGAGAGCCCCGAGAAGCGCCCGCGACUGGAGAUCGCUGCGACGCACGAGGCUGAGUACUACAUCGAGCAGCGCUUGGUUGGUUGGAUCAUUGGAAAAGGUGGUUCCACACUGCGCGAAAUUGAGCAGGCCCAUGACGUCAAGGUGGUUGUGGACCAGAGCAGUCGCCCAACUCAAUCGUUGAAGAGUGGAUGCGGAGACUGGUGGCAGCAGUGGGACAGUCGACUGGGACUGAUGGAAUGACCAAGCAAAGCAGCAGGAUCUUCCGAAAUCGCUGACCUUCAGGGAACAAGCCAAUUCAGGGUCCAAGGUGAGAAUUCCACUUGUUCGAAGUUCACGGUCCUUUUUUUGUGGGGGAGGCUUGCUGGUCCUGGUGUUUUGGGCCAUACCGGCCUUAGGACUCCCUGAUCACUCCCUUAUCAAUCCCAACCGCAACCCCAUGACUCUCAGCCCUGUCGCAGGCUCGUUGCUGAUGGCCAGUCCGCUGAUGCUCGUGACUCGCUCGUGACUCCCUCCGGCUCCCUCCGACCUGUCCGACGCCCUCCGACUCGCACGGAGGCAAGGGUUCCGGCUUCAGCAAAGUGCUGAUCUCCGGGUCCAAGGCCAAAGUCCUGGAGGCUGUGGAGCACAUCAACAACUCAUUGUCCAGCGCUGGCCAAGCUGAUGCAAGCAAUGUACCGUGCUUGCUAGAUCGUCUCCCAGCCUCUGGUACCAUGAGAGAGGAGCUGCAAGUGAAGCAACGAUAUGUUGGCUGGCUACUGGGAAAAGCUGGUGCAGCCAUUGCAGACAUUGAGAAGGCCAGCGGUUGUCAGAUCUUUGUGAACCAGGAAACCAAGGGCCUCGGCUACAGCACGGUGCAAUUCAUGGGAUCGCCACAGCAAAUCUCGGAUGCGAGGCAAGCCAUCGAGCAGUCCAUCGACCGGGCCAAGGUGGCUCGAGAAGGAAGGGUCGCUGAGGAGUCCAUCGAGGUCGAGCAACGCUGGGUUGGAUGGUUGCUGGGCAAGAAAGGUGGCCUGGCAAAGGAGAUCGAACUGGAGACGGGUGCUCACAUCCUCAUCGACCAAUCCACCAGCCAACUGGGCUACAGCACUGUGGUCUUCUCGGGAACCGCGGACCAGGUGGACAAUGCGCGGGACCGGGUGAACGCUCACCUGGAGAAGGCAGGAGCUGCUCCAAUGGCAGCCAAGAUGGGGGCGGCUGUCCGUGCUCAAGCCGUCGCGGCGGCGGACUUCCCCCCAGUCGCCGGCGGCAGCCGAGGAAGCUCCAUCAGCACUCAGGUGACGGUCGAGCAGCAGUGGGUGGGAUGGCUUCUGGGCAAAGCCGGCGCCGCUGUCAAGGACAUCGAGGCCAGCACCGGAGCCAAGAUUGCCGUGAACCAGGACACCAAAGCACAAGGCUACAGUGUCGUUUCUCUAAGUGGCACGCCUUUGCAAGUACAAGCGGCUUAUGAUACGAUGACUGAGUCACUCAGGCGAGCUGGAGGCGCUUUGAGCGAGCUGCCCACCGCGACCGCCGCGGCCGCGCCGCUCGGCAGCGGGAGGCCUGGACGCGGCCACGCUCCGAAGGUCUUGUCCAUCCAAGGCACCAUUGGCCGGGAACAUGGCUUGAUUGAUGCUGUUUGGCAACUGGCAAACAGCCUGGUGGAUCAUGCCGGUCAAGACGCGCUCUGGCGGAUCUUCCCAUCGCUGCAGGAGGUGCUGGUGGCCAAUCCGGAAGUCGUCGAGUUGCUGCGCUCCUUGGUGCCUCUGAGGAGUGGUGAAAGACCUCAGCAGACGAACCAACCUGCGGAGAUACAGAUCGACCAGAAGAUGGUGGGCUGGCUACUGGGUGGCCGCGGCAAGACGGUGCAGCAGAUCGAGGAGGAAAGCGGCGCCAAGAUCCAUGUCGAUCAAUCCACCAAGGAGGCUGGCUACAGCAUAGUCCGUGUGACGGGGCCCGCAUCGGCGGUUCAGAUGGCCGAGCGAAGAAUAGAGGCCUCCAUCUCCAUCGCCGCGCGCAACGAGACCGCGAAAGCGCUGGAGUCGGGUGAAACGGCUGACAUGGAGGUGGAGCAACGGUUUGUUGGAUGGAUUCUAGGCAAGUCAGGAACGGUACUGAAGCAGAUCCAAGCUCAAAGUGGAGCUUUGGUCAGCAUCGAUCAGUCGACGAAGGAGCUUGGAUAUAGCCAAGUGCGAAUAUCAGGCACUUUCCAGCAGCGUUUGUUGGCCAGACAGUUGAUCGAGGACAAGAUCUCUGAGGCUGACCCAGAUCGAAAGUGAAGAUCAGAUGUGACAAGGCAAAGAUCCUCCGAA